Messenger RNA from Thyridium curvatum, 996 nucleotides. RefSeq lists its product as uncharacterized. The transcript has 2 exons. Bases 1 to 996 code for a protein of 331 amino acids. Gene Ontology annotation, molecular function: catechol 1,2-dioxygenase activity; ferric iron binding. Gene Ontology annotation, biological process: catechol-containing compound metabolic process. NCBI's taxonomy places the organism in Eukaryota, Fungi, Ascomycota, Sordariomycetes, Thyridiales, Thyridiaceae. The record is from RefSeq and is a predicted model, not a curated record.
AUGGGCAGCUCCCCCCAGCAGCCGGUCCUCAAGGACCUCACCAUCGACAACAUCACCGAGAACGUCCAGGCCAUCAACGCCGGCUGCGACGACCGCCGCGCCCGGUUCCUCCUCGAGCGCCUCGUCGUGCACCUGCACGACUUUGCGCGCGAGACCCGCCUCAACACGGCCGAGUGGGAGGCCGCCGUCGGCUUCCUCACGGCCGUGGGCCAGGCCUGCACCGACGUGCGCCAGGAGUUCAUCCUGCUCUCCGACGUGCUCGGCCUCUCGCUGCUCGUCGACGCCAUCGACCACCCCAAGCCGCCCGCGUCGACAGAGGGCACCGUCCUGGGGCCCUUCCACUCGCACGAGGCCCGGGAGCUCGACAACGGCGCGCUCAUCUCGCACGACGCCGAGGGCGAGCCCAUGCUCGUGGUCUGCUCCGUGCGCGACACCAGCGGCCGGCCCGUCGCGGGGGCCAGGGUCGACGUCUGGGAGACCGACUCCAAGGGCUUCUACGACGUGCAGUACGCGGACCGCGACGGGCCCGACUGCCGGGCCGUGCUGACGACCGACGACGCCGGCGUGUUCCACUGCAGGGCCAUCGUGCCCGUGCCGUAUCCCAUCCCCAGCGACGGGCCCGUCGGGAAGCUGCUCGGCAAGCUGAAGAGGCAUCCGUACCGGCCGAGCCACUUCCACUUCAUGUUUGACAAGCCCGGGUACGACAGGCUGAUCACUGCGCUGUACCUGCGCGGAGACCCCUACGAGCGCUCAGACGCCGUAUUCGGCGUCAAGGAGUCGUUGGUGGUCGAUCUCGAGACGGUCUCGGAUGUAGAGGGCUUCGCAGAAAAGUACGGAGUGCCGCCGUCGACCAGGCUGAUGAGGUACGACUUUGUCCUCGUCAGCGACGAGGAAACGGCAGCGCUUCGAGACAGGCUGGCCCGCGAGGCAUUACAGAAAGUCGGGGCAGACGACUUGGAGGUUGUCGAUGGUCUGGUAGUGCCCAGUCUUGAUUAG